Messenger RNA from Yarrowia lipolytica CLIB122, 3438 nucleotides. RefSeq lists its product as uncharacterized. Lineage: Eukaryota; Fungi; Ascomycota; Dipodascomycetes; Dipodascales. Gene Ontology annotation, molecular function: calcium:proton antiporter activity. Gene Ontology annotation, cellular component: membrane; endomembrane system. The record is from RefSeq and is a predicted model, not a curated record. Gene Ontology annotation, biological process: calcium ion transmembrane transport; intracellular calcium ion homeostasis.
AUGCCCGAAAGUGACUCGACCAAGGCCAAGGGAGACGCCCAACACUCACGUGAGCCGUCACGUGAGUCGUUGCAGGCCCCGCAACACGACAUUUACUCGUCUUCGAUAGAUACCAUUCGCCCGGGCGAGUUCCGCUCGGUGAGCCCUCGAACGGCGCCAAACCCCAACUCGACCGCGACCCCCAACCCCGGUCCCAAUCCUGGGCCUUCCGGAUCGAGCAACCCUGGCCCUGCCGCCGUCAAGCCCAGCCCAAACCUCACGGCGCUGUCGCAACCCUCGCCCAGUCUCAACCCCAAACAGCCGUCGCUGGUUCUGCCCCAACCCAGAUCUUCCCUAAGCCGGGGCACCUCGACCUCUCACGAGCGACGAUACCAGUACUCCGUCGACGACGACGAGUACGAAUUCGAAGCCGAUCUGGAACGGGAGUUUCUGGAGGGAUAUGCAAAGGCCAUCAAGGACCAGGAGCGAAAACGGCGACGGAAAAAGAGUCACGUGCCCGGAGGAGGCAGCAUCAGCGGCGGAUCACGUGAGCGCGACGCGAGCCGUGGCCACUCGCUCAGUCACGUACGUUCUCGGGACUCGGUGCCGCGGGAGUCGCCGUCACCGAUCAUUAAGCAGGACUUCAACCCGGCUUACUCAGACCACGAUGCUGACCAAUGCGACGUCGACGGGGACCACGACUUGCACGACCCCGCGGGCAGCCACGUGACGCACGCCGACGGGGACCACGCUGACUCAACGGAAAUUGCUGACUCAGCCGGCCUCGACGACGACGACGACGCCGACGCAGAUGACUCAGCCGACGCAGAUGACUCAGCCGACGACAACGCGUCGGUCCUCUCCAACGAGUCCUUCACUCUCAAGGAGCGGCAGGCCGCCAUCAACACCACCCACCCAUUCGGAAUCCGAAUCUGGAAACCCGCAAUUUACAAAAAAAACCGGUCUGUGCAGGCCCAGGCGGAAGGCGAUAUUCACAUGACUCCGGGAAAGACGGUGGGAUGGCGGAUUUUCUUAGGUAAUGCGCUGUGGACCUUGUCGUUCGGCCUGUUGCUCUACAUGGUUUGUGGGCUAGGGUUUAUUACGUGCUCGCUGUUUUUCUGGUCCAAUUCCGCCCGCCAGUACGGCCGUGUCUUACAUAAGACGGGCUUCUAUCUUCUCUAUCCGUUUGGGCAGUUUGUGCAGCUCGCGGCCGACGAAAACUAUCUGCAUGAGGAUGAGGGCGAGGGUAGGACUCUGGGAGAGUAUGAGCGGUGGCAGGCGGGUGAUUUGGAGCAUGGCCGGCUCUUUUUUGGACCGGAUUCGAACCAUGGCCACCCUACCCAGGGAACCAACCCUACCUCUCACCCUAACCACCCUAACCACCACGACCCCAGCUCUGGCGCCCACGUAGACCCCGUGAGAACCCCCCUGCUGGGCCGCAACCGGUCGUCGCUGUCGUCCGCGUCCGAAGACUCGCUCGGAGAAGACUCGGAAACCGGCGUCUCACGUAAGCGACGGUUCUUUGGCCGGGGCGAAUGGAAUCUCGGCCGAAUUCUCUUCUACACGUGGUUUUACGUAAUCAUCACCCCUGUCAUCUACGCCGUCUCCCUCAUCUGCUGGUUCCUCGUCUUUCUCAUCCCCAUGGGCAAGGUGACUAAUGUGCUCUGCUACCAUUUGCGACGGCAUCCAUUAGCCCUCAAGUUCAAGUCCGACUCGCAAUAUUAUGAGCUCAACGGCUCCGGCGACGGCUCCGGGGCCAUUCUGCUGUGCACAUACCGCGCCUUUGGCUGGAAGUAUUACAAAUACACCAUUGACGGCACCAACAUUUUUUUCAUCAAUCUCAUUGGCGUGGUGUUUUUCGGCAUCUUUUCAAACUACUUUCUACGGCUCCACCUGGGACUCGACCUGCUAAUUACUCAGCCGCUCUUCAUCUUCUUGGUCAGCUUAGUCAGCGUCAUCCCCCUCGCCUACUUCAUUGGCCAGGCCGUCGCCUCCAUCUCCGCACAGACCUCCAUGGGAAUGGGCGCCGCCAUUAACGCCUUUUUCUCCACUAUUGUCGAGGUUUUUCUCUACUGUGUCGCCCUACAACAGGGUAAGUCAGCCCUGGUGGAGGGCAGUAUCAUUGGAAGCAUUUUGGCCGGCGUCUUGCUGUUGCCAGGCCUCAGUAUGUGCACGGGAGCGAUCAAGCGCAAGACUCAGCGGUACAAUCCCAAGUCUGCGGGCGUUUCGUCCACCAUGUUGUUGUUUGCGAUUCUGGGCACGUUUGCGCCGACGUUUUUCUACCAGAUUCAUGGGUCAUAUGAGCUGCGGUGCGAUGGCGAGUGCGAGGGUCCUAAUCUCAUGAUGGGUCGCAACCUGAUUAGUCAUGCUGGGUCAGCGCUCGCAAACGGCCAGCAGGUGCUUGCUGAGUCAGCCACCGCCGCUGCCAGCUUCUGCUCGCGCUGCCAAUUCUUCCAGGUCCCGCUCGUCUACGACGACCUCUAUCAAAAGGCUCUCAAGCCGCUUUCCGGCAUCUGUGCCAUUCUGCUGUUUGUGUCUUACAUAAUCGGGCUGUGGUUCACUCUGCGGACCCACGCGGCCAUGAUUUGGCAGACGCCGAUUCACGAGAAAAAGGAGGUGGUCCAGGUUAACCCCAACCCUGGUGCUGGGGGCCGGAGUUCUUCCGUCGCCACUCCGGUGCAUCGCGCCACUCCGGCUACCAUUCUCGACGACCCCGCCGGUUUGAAGCAUCGUCCGGGCACCAACCCGGGACAUCCCAACUCUGGUAACCCCAACCCUGGCAACCCCAACCCCAACCCUGGUAACCCCAACCCUGGCUCUGGUCCAACCGUCACCCUGGCAACUCCGCUCGUGGUCUCCGCCCCCGUCGAAGAGGCCCCCUCGGGACACAGCCCUGACGCCAACUGGUCACGUUCCAAGUCCACCUUCAUUCUGCUCUCGGCCACUCUGCUCUAUGCUGUGGUUGCCGAAAUGCUGGUAGAUACCGUCGAUGUAGUUCUGGAGAACGCGGCGAUCGGCGAAAAGUUGCUUGGAAUCACCAUUUUCGCCCUCGUGCCCAACACCACCGAGUUUCUCAACGCCAUUUCGUUCGCCAUGGGUGGCAAUAUCGCGCUGUCGAUGGAAAUCGGCUCCGCCUACGCCCUCCAGGUCUGUCUGCUGCAAAUCCCGGCGCUGGUGCUCUACUCCAUGUGGAACAACAAUGUCGACAUGGACACGGCGCACAUGUUCACUCUCAUUUUCCCGCGGUGGGAUCUGUUUGUGGUGAUGAUCUGUGUCUUUCUGUUUUCGUACAUUUACGCCGAGGGCAAAAGCAACUACUUCAAGGGCUCCAUUUUGGUGCUUGCGUGGUGCGUGGUCAUGGUGGGCUUCUAUUUCGACGGAGUCGUGUCUGAAGAUGGAUUUGGCGAUUCUCCGGGAAUGCUGAGUGCCUUGUUGCUGCCCCAGAGAAUGGUUAGAUAG